Manihot esculenta (cassava) is the source of this 1238-nucleotide messenger RNA. RefSeq lists its product as uncharacterized. NCBI's taxonomy places the organism in Eukaryota, Viridiplantae, Streptophyta, Magnoliopsida, Malpighiales, Euphorbiaceae. The record is from RefSeq and is a predicted model, not a curated record. Bases 31 to 834 code for a protein of 267 amino acids. The transcript has a single exon.
AUUUCAAACCUUCUUCAGGGGAAUUCGCUUAUGACGGGCUCUCACACGUCAUUGCCUUGUAUACUCGCUAUGACCUGCGCUCUUCCUUUAUUAGACAUACCAAUUGACGACUCCCUCAACUUCUCUUUUCCUACCUUCCCUCGCUUGCUCUGCUCUCUCUUCCGUCUUCCCUCUGCUACUCUCACUUUGGUUGAUUUCGGGCCUACCAAAUCGAAAGAAAUGGGCACCUGUUUCUCUUGCUCAGUCUUCAGUGAAUCUCAGCUUCUUCCCCCGACUGCAAAGGUUGUUUCAGUUAAUGGGAAUCUCCAGGAAUACAAUGUUCCUGUAUUUGUUUCUCAAGUCAUCAACUGUGAAGCUGCAUCAUCCUCGUCUUCAUCAUCUUCUUCGCCUUCUUUAUUCCUCUGCAAUUCUGACUUUUUAUCCUAUGAUGAUUACAUACCGGUCUUGGAUUCCAACGCUCAGCUAAAAGCCAACCAGUUAUAUUUUGUUCUUCCUAGAUCUAAACUCCAAAACAGGCUUAACGCUUCUGACAUGGCAGCUUUGGCUGUAAAAGCUAGCAUAGCCAUACAAAAUGCGUCUAAGAAAGACGCUUAUCGGCGUAAGAAGGCCAGGAUUUCCCCUGUUCUGUUAGGCAAUCAGUCCUUAGCUUCAUCAUAUGAUGCCCAUGUUAUUAAGUCGUUCGAGAAACCACAGGCACCGCAGCAAUCACCUGUGGGGUUUUCCAGAUCCGGGUCUGUCGGAAGAUUACGAAAGUAUACUUCCAGACGAGCGAAAUUAGCUGUUCGCUCCUUUAAGCUCAGAUUAAGCACCAUUUACGAAGGGACAGUGCUCUGAGUUCUUUUUUUCUUUUUCAUUUAUUCCAUGUGUUGUGCCACCAGCCCACUCCUGACAGAAUUACCCCUUGGCAGUAUAGACCAAUCUAGUAGCCCCAUUGCUACUUCUUUUCAACGAUUGGCCUGUCCCUUCAUUAUUUUGGAAAUUUCGUUUUUUGGGUUAUUUGGUCAUCCAUAAGCCUACUACCACCACCUUAGAGAGAUUGUGGAAGUGUCAUCUUUCAUACGUGAAAUUUGGAAGACAUUAAUUCAAUUUUGGAGGAAAAAAAGGGCUGCGUAAGUCAAUUCUCAUAUGUUAACUAUCGAUUAUAUAAUUUAUGUACAGUUCCUGUAAAAACAAUUAUUGAGUAUUUUUAUUAAUCUCAUUUUUUUUAGAUUUUAUAAUAAUUGAAACUCUAUAUGUCC